This is a messenger RNA of Galleria mellonella (greater wax moth), 1847 nucleotides long. RefSeq names its product pancreatic lipase-related protein 2-like. The record is from RefSeq and is a predicted model, not a curated record. The transcript has 7 exons. NCBI's taxonomy places the organism in Eukaryota, Metazoa, Arthropoda, Insecta, Lepidoptera, Pyralidae. The coding region runs from base 39 to 1286 and encodes 415 amino acids. Gene Ontology annotation, molecular function: lipase activity.
AGGCAUCAAAGUGCCGCUAAGGAAAAAUUGUCUACGCAAUGAAAAUUCUUUUACAUACUGAAUAUAUUACGAAUGUCCCCUCCAGGCAGUCGAAUACGACACAGUAUAGCAGUCAUCGGUCAGGAAGGAUGGCGUAUGCACGGGCGCAGUCGACGUUUGCAGCUAUAGCAACGCUCCUUGCUUACGGUACUCUAGCUCAAAGACCCAAUCCGAUCAAAGAGGCUCUACUACUGCACAACAGCAACUUCUCAGAGGCUACAUUCGAGGACUGUAUAUGGAAACGGGAAAGGGAGCCAUGCCCGGACCCUGACGUACUAUUGCAUCUCUACACAGAAGCGGAGCCCUUCAAGAAAGUUGUGGAUCUGUACAGUGAAGAUUGGUUGAGACAAAGUGGAUGGGAGCCGUCCCAUGAGACUAUUCUGCUGAUACACGGCUACGCCGGCGGUGAUGAUACUUUGCCUAUCACAGUACUUAGAGACGCGUAUCUCCGACGUGGUGGGUACAACGUAUUUAUGCUCGACUGGGGGGCGCUCUGCCAGCCCCCGUGCUACGUGGCCGCUGUGCACAACCUGCGCCCGGUGGCUCGCUGCGCGGCCGAGACCCUGAAUUCACUCCGACGGGCCGGACUACGCCCCGACCGCCUCACAUGCGUGGGCCACUCGCUCGGCGCUCAUCUCUGUGGCAUACUUGCCAACUACAUCAACUUCAGGUUGAAUAGGAUUAUUGGUCUAGACCCAGCUCGUCCUCUAAUCAGGUCGGCGCCAGCUCUGCGUCUAGAUCCAGGGGAUGCGCGCGCUGUACAUGUGCUCCACACCAACGCCGGCCGGUACGGCGAAGCUUCAAGACUUGGCCAUGCCGACUUCUGCCUCAACGGUGGCCGUAGCCAACCUUACUGCGAAGACACUCUUAACGAGGCGCUGUGCAGCCACGUGUGGUCGGUGUGCUACCAGGCGGAGAGCCUGUUCAGGUCGCGCGAGGCGGUGCCGUGCGGCCGGCGCUGCUCGGUGCGCGUGCCGCCCGCGCGCGCCUCCGCCAUGCCCGUGCCGCUCGGACAACCCGCGCCCAUGACAGCAUCAGGCGCGUACUGUAUCGAAGACUUCGCUACGCCGUUCUGUCCGAGCACCACGGGGCUAGCGGAGGGCGACCGUCGCUGCUGCCUGGACGAACAGUACGCGGCAGCCGCCACCACCACGCCGCCACCACGGAAGCGGCCGCGUCCACUUAUUAAGCUCCGCGCGGGCAGGAUCAAGUCCGGGCUCGAUAACGUGGUCCCACACGAUAACUAAUGUUAGAAACAGUCUACGGUGAAAUAGAAAUUAUUAGCUUGCUUUUUAAAAAGUUUUUUUACCAGUCAAACUGAACGUUUCUUACAAAGAAAUACAGGUCGUUUUAAUAGGUUAAAAUAGAUCGCUGCGUAAUUACGAGGUAAACGAUAUCAGGGUACCAUUGAGAGAGGAUAGAUGAGGAUGAAAACAAAUCAUUUGGCCCAUCGCGACAAAUUCAAGAUUUUUUCGCGAGAAUCAGUUCAAUUACGAUGGUUUCCGGGUAAAACAGCGUGUAGGUCGACCUGAUAAGAUAUAUUUCUAAUUUUAGAUCCCAUUAUUAACAAUCCCUUUUUUUCCAAAAACCCGCAACGGUUGGAAAUAUUUAACCUUCUAUACUUUAAUAUACAGCAGGUCUAGACUUCAUCUAUCAAAUUCAAAUUUAAAUCAUCUUUAUUAAAAUACACAUGUUUAUAGGCACUUUUAAAUCAUUUUUUUUAUGAAUGCAGGAUUUGGAAAGUUAUUAUCUGCUAAGAAGAACCCGCAAGGAAAUUAACAGUUACUAUUUUAAAUUUCUGUUAAUAU